This is a messenger RNA of Cygnus atratus (black swan), 1189 nucleotides long. Its product is annotated as osteocalcin-2-like. NCBI's taxonomy places the organism in Eukaryota, Metazoa, Chordata, Aves, Anseriformes, Anatidae. Gene Ontology annotation, molecular function: structural constituent of bone; hydroxyapatite binding; calcium ion binding. The coding region runs from base 47 to 349 and encodes 100 amino acids. Gene Ontology annotation, cellular component: extracellular region. The record is from RefSeq and is a predicted model, not a curated record. Gene Ontology annotation, biological process: bone development; regulation of cellular response to insulin stimulus; osteoblast differentiation. The transcript has 4 exons.
CCAGGAACGCUCUGAGUGUAGGAAGAGUAGCGCAGCCAAAGACGACAUGAGGAGCCUGCUGGCACUGCUCGUCUUGACUCUGGCCCUGGCAGCACUGUGCUGCUGUGAGAAAGAUCCCGAAGACCCUUCAGGACCUCCCAGCGCUGCCAGUAUCAAGAUUAAAAAGGAAGUUGCCAAUGCCUUUGUGAAGAGGCAGAAGAGAUCUGACUUUUACGAACGGUACUUUAUGCAUUACAAAACCCCAAUGGAGCAGAUGCAUGAGCGUUGUGAAAGCUACCCUCCUUGUGAUUAUCUGUCUGACCAAAUAGGAUUUUUCAUGGCCUACAACCGUUUCUUUGGGAGAUACUAAGGAUGGGAUGAUCACUUUGUUCAUCUGGCUUAGGACCACCCUGAACCUCUCAGCAGGAAGAAGGUUGUGGGUGGGAAGGAGGGAAGAUAGACUGGGACAUUCUUCAAUUGUCUCCCUAGCCAGCUGAAAAAACAAGGCAAUAGUUAUCCCACUUCUCUAGGUUGCAUUAGCUUUCUUGCUUUCAUCAAAAAAUAUUUCUAUUCAGUUGUCUUUCAUGGUAUUUUCACUGUUACCAGAAAUGGUUGAGAAGACUGUCUUACCUGUUUCCAUUGUAAAUGCUAUUACAUAGCCAGAAAUCGUGUCUCAGUACACUCUUCUGUUUGUUCUGUCACAAAAUCUGCCUGUAUAGCAUCAAUGUUUAAAUCUGAAAAAGUGUGUCUGAGGAGUCCUUUUAGAUGAGCCCUUCCAUUUGUAUGCUACAAUCAAUGACUGUGAAAAGUGAAUUGGAAAUCUCUUCUUGUUUUUGCUACAAUUGAUUUCUGGUGAGACUGAAUAUACCCAAGCAGAAACAAAAAAAUCUGUUUCUCUGAUGCUUUAGCAUUGAUGCUUGAAUCUAAAUGUGUUCAAAUAGCUCCCAAAAGAAACAAAUAAACAACAACAAAAAAAUAAACUUUAUGAAAUAAAAAUAAAGCAUUUCAAUAGUGGAUUGAAGUUGGGCCAACAUUUUGUUUAUUCAAGGCAGCUUGGCUCUCUCUCUGAUGUACAUACAUAUAUAACAUAUACAUGUGCAUAUAUAUAUACUGUCUUCCCUCUGCACUACUUCGUUCUGUCUCCCUGUAUGAAUAUUACAUGUUAGCAACUUUCUGCACAGCCUCUCUUGACAUGGUCUGUCAUCUUGCA